Molecule: messenger RNA, 4356 nt
Organism: Sitophilus oryzae (rice weevil)
Lineage: Eukaryota; Metazoa; Arthropoda; Insecta; Coleoptera; Curculionidae
Gene: slbo
Product: CCAAT/enhancer-binding protein
Exons: 2
Coding region: 370-1422 (350 amino acids)
Biological process (GO): DNA-templated transcription; regulation of transcription by RNA polymerase II
Molecular function (GO): DNA-binding transcription factor activity, RNA polymerase II-specific; RNA polymerase II cis-regulatory region sequence-specific DNA binding
Source: RefSeq, a predicted model, not a curated record
GCCCGUUUCACUUUCAAAACGCACGUCACACUACGCGCAUUACUGCAGCGCACGGCCUGCCACCGACACAACGCUCUCAGCAGGAAUCGCUCGGUCACUCAGUUUAGUGCACACUCGACUUGGGCAAGCGCACGCACGUGUGGUACCCAGGCAACGCAUCUCCUGCUACCCGAUCAUCGGCUCUCGCUCGCAUCGGACUUAUAUCGGCCAGUUUCUUAAAUUUAAUCAGUGUUCAAUAAUUAAUUCGGACGAUUUUUUUACAAAGACAAUUUGAUUAUCUCGCGAUAAGUGCUUUAUAAUCGUGGACUGAAUUUUCGGUAAAGUGAAAGUGGACCUAAGUGAAAGUCGGGCCGCGGCCAGACUCUAAACAUGGAUUCGCCGCAAAUGUACGACAAUCAACAGCACGGACAAAACAACGGGGUGAUCAACGUGGCCGAGGCGAAAAAAACGACUGUUAUCAUGAACAAUAAUAAUAACAACAAUAAUAACUUAACCACGCUCAACAACAACAACGGCAACUCUAAGCAAACGGCCGCGUUGUUGAAACAACACCAAUUAUCCCAAUACCAACAACACGGAGACAUGAACGAUCUAAACACCCCGGAAAUAUCUUUGGAUCUCCAAAACCUAAUCGACGACUCCCAGUUCGGGGACGGACUCUUUGACAUCCUCCAAAACCAACAGGGGAAACACCUUCAAAACCUCCACUCCAGACAAGUGAUGGGGGUUCAAAAUAACACCUACCCCCGAACGACGUUGGCUUACAUGCCCCAACCCGUCCAUAGCGGAGCUACUUAUGCAGGAAACCAAAACUCGAAUAGCGAUUCCAACAGCUCUGUCGGUAGUGACGUUCCCAGUAUCAAAGAAGAACCGAUGGACUCCCAGGAAGACUAUCGUAGACAGGCCGCCUGUAAUCUUCUACCUAACAACUACAUGCCCGGGACUUACCCUCCAAAUCCUGGUGCUACCUUCACCACCCUCACGCCCAGUCCAGUGAUCCAUCACCAGAUCAACAUGAACGCGAUGAAGUCGAAAGCUUCGUUGUUAAAUCAGCAUGUUGCUAGAAAGUCGGUGAAACCCUGUGAUAAGAACAGUGACGAAUACAGGAGGAGGAGGGAGAGGAAUAACAUUGCCGUGAGGAAGAGCAGGGAGAAAGCUAAAGUACGAACAAGGGAGACAGAAGAAAAAGUUAAGAUUUUGAUCAAGGAGAACGAGAGACUUCAGAAAAGGAUAGAACUUCUCACGGAGGAAUUGAACGUAUUGAGGGGAUUGUUCUCGAACGUUGGGAUGCUUCCCGAACACAUCCACAGGGAGAUUAACAAACACCUGGAUACCUUCCAGUUGCAGCAGCAGCAACAACAACACAUGUCCGAUGACAACCGGCAGCGGAUGAUGGAUAUAGUGCACGAUUACGGACCAUAGCAGUGUCGUCACUUCAGUUAGGGAUAGUGAAACAGACGCAACAGUCACGAGCUUUAAUUUUUUUGUAAAAUAUUAGGGUUGCUAUUUGCUCGAAGGGUAAGGGGAUGAGCGUAUCGAUGAAGAAAAACAAUCUAGUCCAUAUUGUGGUUGUAUUGUAUACGUAUUGUUGCCAGGUCUCUCAGUGUCCCUGUUUGAAUGGUUUAUCUCAAUUACACUCAGACGUUAGAAGUUUCAGUAUUUCAGCAAAGCAAUCAUACAUAAAAUAAUUUAAUAAACUCAAGAGAUUUGUUUUUUACGACAUCAUAUAUAUUUUGUGGAAAUAUUUUGAAUCAAACCAGAAUCGAUUUUUUAAUAUUUUUGUAAUGUUGUAAAUACUAUUAUUAUGUAGGGAAUAUUUAUCAUAAUAACAAAUUGGUAAAAUGAAAAUUUUCCAUGUUUAAAGUCACUAAUUUUCAUUAAAAACGUCUAAAUUAUAAUAAAUUGUUUAAAAUUUACUUCCAUUUUUUAUGAAAUAUUACCUAUAUAUUCAUAAUCCUUUUGUUUACAAAAAUAUAGAGGAUGAGUUUUAAAUAAGUGCAAAUAUUUUAGGGGUAGUAUAUUUCGACCCCAGAAACACGCCUAUGAGGAUUAUUUCGAAGGAGAAAAAAAAUGAAAAUUUGGAAUUUUUGAAGACAUUUUUGGAUUUUUUUUUAAUUUUUAGUUAAAAAAUAUAAUAUCUUGAUAAUAUGGCAACAUAGGUAAUAAAAUAAAUUUAUAAGAAAGAAAAUCCGGAAAAAAUACAGUGGUUCUAAAAAUUUACGUAAAAAUCAUUUUUUUCUAAAUUUUUAAGUCAAAUAACUCGGAUAUUUUUUACUUAUUUGAAAAACGGCAAAGAGAAAAUAUGUUUCCAUUAUCGAGAUCUACCACCCCUGAAAAUAUUUGCACUUAUUUAAGAUUCACCCUGUAUAAUAAAAAUUCGAUUCUGCGGUAAUAUUCAAAAGAGACCUGUGAUAUAUUUUUAUAAAGAGAAUUUAGGUGAAUUUAAAAAUUUCCAAAAAUAUACAGGGUGUCGGUUAAAAAUGAAAGGUAAAGUCACCUCUGGUUAAACUAGAGGUGGAACCAGACUGGUAUUAACCACUAUAAUUUAAGAUUUUUAUGUAUAUUUGCUGCUUUGCAAAAUUCAAUCUUUGUAAGUGAUUGCAAAUAAAUAGAUAUGUAUUCCAUUGGACCAGGGAUAUUGGGACAACCUGUGUAGUAGUACCCUGGCUGGCCGCUACGAGCAAAUAAAAUCUCCGUUACGACAAUAAUAGAACACUUGUUGAACAAGAUCGAGUUGAUCUUGGUUAAUAGUUUAGUGCUGGAUCUCCAAAAAACCAAGAUGUGUUUUUUUAAUGUUUUUGUUUAAAUUAAUUUAUUGUGUCAAGAGACUGAUUUCUCGCAACAACCACCACUUUUCUACUUAUUAUUUUUUUUUGUUUAAUUUUUGUUUGUACUAAAGACAUCGAAUAAAAUAUAUACUGGGUGGUUAUCUUCCUAAUGGACGAUCACAGAAAAUCUAUGUAAUUUUAAUAUACAGCAUUUUUAGGCUCUCUGUUGAAAAAACAAACAUAAAAUCUUUUUGUGGGUAUUAUUCUAUUUUUUAAUUAUUAAUGAUAUUCGGUUCUAUUUUAGAUAUAUUUUUGAAAUAUUUAAAUAAACAAAUCCAUAAAUAUUUUUUAAUUAUUUAAAAAAAUUGAGUUCUAUACAAAAUACACUCUCUGAAUUACAAUCAGCAACAAGCAUUUUUUUCUGUUUUUAUGUCAUCUAUCUCUCCUAUACUAUUAUUUGCCACAAAACAAUUAUUCAUCUAAUAACUUCAUUUUGAAUAUUUUCAAAUGAGUUUUAUGCUUCAGCUUACAUGCUCUAACCAAAAUAACUAAGACUAUCUUUAUCUUUUCCGUGGUAUUCUGGUAAACCAUGUUGGCAUCACCGAAUUAUACAGGGUGAGUGUUAAACAAGUGCAAAUAAUUUUAGGCGUAUAUUUCGCCCCAGAAACACAAUUAUGAGUUUUUUCGCCGUUUUUAUUAGUUUAAAAACAUAAUUACUUUAUGAUAUGGCAACAUAGGUCGUAGAUUAAAUUUACAAGAACGAAAACCUAGAAAAGGUCCAAUAGUUCUCAAAAUUUCAGCAAAAAAAUCAUUUAUUUUAGGAAAUUUUCAAAGCAAAAUAUCGAUUAUUUUGGACUUAUUUGAAAAAGGGUAAAGAGAACAUAUGUUUCUUUUAUCGAGAUCUACCAGCCAUGAAAAUAUUUGCACUUAUUUAGGACUCACCCUGAUAAUCCUGUUGAGUUGCAUUAUCAUGGGUUUCAAAUUUUAGUUUUCUGUUUCCGCAUAAUAAAUACAAUAAUUAUUGAAAUCUAUAAUCCAUCAUGUGGGAUUAUUUGUAAUGCGAUUUUCUUUGAUUACUUUAGGAAUGAGCCACCCUGUAUUGUAGAUAUGAUUAAAAAUAGAGUGGCUGAUGUCCAAGGAAAUCAUUUCUCCAUCUUGCUGACGGGUAUUAAAAUUACAUUAGAUUCCGUUCAAAGUAAUGUGAUUUGUAAAUUGUAUUUCAAAAAUACGCAAAACUAGAUUAAUAUAUGUAUAUUUUUAUAUUUUAUAUCUUCCAGAUGCAAUUCGAGGUACCUUUUUGUUCGUUAAUGUUUAGUAAGUUAAAUAAUUUUAAUUCGUAUUUUUUAAGACAGAUUUUAUUCGCGCGACAUCUUCUAAUUUUUUUUUGUAAAUUAAGUUUCAUUUUUCUUUUUUUGUUUAUCUAGAGUGUAAGUGUAGAUACGUGUAUAAAAGCGAGAGUGAGAGAGAAAGAGUUCUUGUAAAGAAAUGUUAAUAUAUUUCCAAAGAGAUAGAUUUUUUAUUUAGUUGUUCUUUUUUCUACUUAAAAACCUUUGUCCUUGUUUUAUUUAAUAAAAGCCUGAAAAUACGA